GCUUCAUCUGGAUGAACUAUUUAGACCUAUUCAGCACAUCCGGGCGGUACAGCUCCAACUAUAGUAACCUGAACUACACCCUGCAUCGACAUGAAGACUAUUGGUGAAGAAGCAUCAUCCAUGUUCCUGUUGGACGCCUCCCUGCUGUAUAAAGACACAUGUCCGGAGCUGUCACGGUUCCUCCUGCAGUGGCCUAUGAAGGCUAAGGCACCAGCGAAGCAGAAAUCCUCCAGGCUGCUGCAGAGCACCUCUGUGUGUCCGUACUGUUAUCAGUGGCUGCAGCCUGACAAUCACCGGAUGCGGCUGCGGCCCAAGCGGCGUCCAUCAGCGUGGGAGCAGAGUGUCCUGCUCAGGAAGGCCAGGGGAAAACGGCUCAGUCUGGUGCAGAGAAAUCUGCUGCAACGCUUCCAAAGGUCCUCCUCAGUACUGAUGGCCACCUGCCACACCUGCAGUAAGACAUCCAGACACAAAGGAAUGAACAGGGAGUUCAUAGCUACCCUCGCUAAGAGCCACAGCACACCGGGGAGCGCCGGCAAACACAAGACCCCGCAGUCAACCCACAGAGCCAACAUGACAACCCCCAAGGCUCCUGGCAAAGACAAGACUCCUGCUCAUACUCCUAGGUCCUCCUCUACCACUUCAGGCUCAGGCUCAGGCUCAGGCUCAUCUUCCUCCAAGACUCCCUCCAAAGCUAAAAAUUGGGUCGUCCAGCGUCUCAGCAAGCUACUAAUGCGAGAGGACCACCAGAGCAAGAAGGGGGGCUUGAAAGAUUUUCUUUCCUCACUUUGAGUAUCCUCCUUGUCUUUAUGUAAACUCUUAAAAACAAGGGGUCAGACCCGAAUGUGUAACCUGGUAAUACCAAAGGCUAAGGGGGAACUUUGGUUUCCGAGCCGGUGUGGGAAGGGUUACAUCUUGCCCACCAACAAAGCUAUUGCUGGGCUGUUUGGAAUGGCACUACUGCAUCUUCUGCUGAGCCAGUUGGAGGAAAAUGCUUCUUUGUUAAAUUUAGCACAUGCUUCUUUUAAUCUCCUUAACUGUGGACGUUAUUUUAAGAGGAAGGAUUGAGGAAUUAUUCAGUGUUUAUCAAAUAACUGAGACAGCGCAGCAAACCCAUCGGUGUUCUGCGGUGGCGUCUGUGGCAUGACAAGCUGGUUUACUUACUUGUUACAAGUAUACAUGUAUAUGAUACAAAUAUAGAAAGCUUUUUUGUAUUCAUAUUACUUGAUGUCAAAACUUUUGUAUUUUAAUUUAUUUACUUUAUUUUUUGGCUCUCUCCAGUGGGGAGAUGUGUUUGUGUGAAUUCAUUUGGUAUGAGGUUGGCUAAACGUGACCAGAUUGACAAAUCCAAUACGUCAUUGGAUUUUUGUAACUGCAUGCAAAUGAUUUUUAAACCGUGCAUAGCCAUCAGUGAAGAUAUUUGUAAUUAUCAUCUAAAAUGAGACUCACCAGUUGCUGUUUACAAAAAAUAGGCAAAUCUGCCUAAACCCUGUGCAGAUAGACUUCAAUGUUGUUAAGGCUGUACAUUUUCUUUUAAUACACUUUUUUGGCCAUAGGUUUUUGAAAGGUUAAGGUUGUUUCAUCUUUUUGUUAAGAACAUGAAUUUGAAUAUAUUUACUGAUUGUUUUUUUUACUGCCUGAUUACCUACCUGUUUUCAUUAGCUGUUCAAUGUACAUUAUGUGUUUGAAUCCAGAAAUACCUCACCUAUUUGUAUUCCACCAACACUGUGAUUCUCUGAAAUAAAACCUUUUCAGU
This is a messenger RNA of Anoplopoma fimbria (sablefish), 1753 nucleotides long. It is a transcript of the gene rmp24, whose product is annotated as chromosome 10 C18orf21 homolog. The record is from RefSeq and is a predicted model, not a curated record. Bases 91 to 789 code for a protein of 232 amino acids. The transcript is spliced from 6 exons. Lineage: Eukaryota; Metazoa; Chordata; Actinopteri; Perciformes; Anoplopomatidae.